This is a messenger RNA of Paramecium tetraurelia, 1740 nucleotides long. RefSeq lists its product as uncharacterized. The transcript has 3 exons. The record is from RefSeq and is a predicted model, not a curated record. Lineage: Eukaryota; Ciliophora; Oligohymenophorea; Peniculida; Parameciidae. Gene Ontology annotation, molecular function: calcium ion binding.
AUGUACCUCUCUUAAAAAACAUAAUUGAGAUUAGCAAAUUUAAUUACGAUUAUUGCUGAAGGGGAGAAGAAAACAGAAAUAUUCAGAUAAGUGCUGGCUGAACAAAAAAUGUUUGAACCUUACACAACUUUCAAAAGAUUAGAUUAAUUGAGAACUGGUGAAUUAACUGUCUCAGAUUUGGUUGAUUUCUUAAUGGACAAUAAAAUAACUGUGUCAAAAGCUUAAGCAGAUUAUUUAUUUUAGAAAUUAGAUUAAAAUCGAGAUGGUAAAAUCACAUAUCCAGAUUUUGUUAAGGCUAUUCUACCAAAAGAAGACUCAAGACUGAGGUAAAUUGCAACACUAAGGGAUUCCUACGCGUUGGAAAUUAACAUGUUAUUACCUACUGAAGUCGAAUGGGGACUUUCUAAAGUCUUCUACUAAGAAGUUUAAAAUUAUAAGUACUUUCAUUCUUUUGAGAUUAGUUCUAUAGCAACGGCGCAAGAAAUUUUGACUGGAAGUGCAGAUUUUACAUCUCUCGAUGCUUUUAGAUGCAUUGAUUAAACCCUCUUAGGAUACAUUACAAUUGAGACGCUUUCAGAAUUCUUGAAAUAAAAUGGAGUCAGAUUGUCCUUUGAUGAUCUACUUGCUUUUUUUAGAGUUGUAGAUAAGGAUUCAGAUGGAAAGAUCAAUUAUUCUGAAUUAUUAGAGGCAAUUAUUUUUACAUCAGAUUAUUUUUAGCAGGAGAGAUAAAUUGUGUCUGAAUUAAGGAAGAGUAGAGAACGUAUAAUUCAAUUAGAAAAAGAGAAAGAAGAAAACGAUGUACUUAAAAGAAGUAGAGAAAGAAUUGAAGAACUCAAAAAAAGCAGAGAAUAUUUAGAGUAAUUAGAAGAACUUAAAAGAAGCAGAGAAAAAAUAGAAUAAUUAGAGGAAUUAAGGUAGAGUCGUGAAAGAUUGCAGGAUCUCAAGAAAAGUAGAGAGGUACAAGAAGCCCUGAAAAAUAGUGGAGAAAAAAUAUAAGAUCUAUAGAAAAGUAGAGAAAGAUUAGAAGAAUUAAAAAAAAGUAGAGAAAGAUUAAAUUAAUUGGAGGAGUUAAGGAAAAGUAGAUAGUAAAUGGAAGAAUUAGAAGAACUAAAAAAAAGCAGAGAGAGACAAGCUUAAAUUGAUGAAUUGAAGAAAAGCAGAGAACGCCUAGAAGACUUAAGAAAGAGUAGAGAAACGCUAUAGUAACUUGAAUAGGAGAGGAAAAAUCAUGAAAAAAUAGACGAGCAAAAAAAGUCUAGGGAAAGGAUUGAAGAACUUCAAAAGUAAAGAAAAAGAAUAGAGGAGUUAAGAACUUAUUAAGAAGCGCUAGAAUUUUAAAAGAAAGAAAGAGAAGAGUUGGAUUUGAAGAGAAGUUAAGAAAGAUUGUCAGAAUUGAAAAAAAGCAGAGAGAGAUUAGACUAGAUAGAAGCAUUAAGAAAGAGCAGAGAAUAGGAAAAAACACUAUCAGAUAUGAAAUAAAGUAGAGAGAAAAUUGAAUAGCUUAGAGAAUCCGAGUUGAGGAUUUAGCAAUUAGAAAAUUAGCGUCGGAGCAUAGAAAGAAGCAGAGAAUUAGAGAAAAUAGAAAGAGAUUUAGAAUAUGAAAGAUAAAGGAGUUAAGAGAGAAUAUAAAGAUUAGAAUUAGAGGCUGAAAUUGAACGAAAGUAAAGAGAAAGAGUCUUAGAUGAUGAAAUCAAUUUUGUUUAAAGUAGAAUUUAUGAUACACCAAAGAGAAGAUAUUGA